Molecule: messenger RNA, 906 nt
Organism: Rhizopus microsporus ATCC 52813
Lineage: Eukaryota; Fungi; Mucoromycota; Mucoromycetes; Mucorales; Rhizopodaceae
Product: NAD(P)-binding protein
Exons: 2
Coding region: 1-906 (301 amino acids)
Cellular component (GO): cytoplasm
Source: RefSeq, a predicted model, not a curated record
AUGGAAGAAACAUUUCAAAAGUACACUGCAAGUCAUUCUGACACUGACAUUGCGUCAAAGGUACAAUCACCUCAACGCGUAGGCGUCAAGUCAAGCUUUCAUCACGUCUUAUUUAUGCCCUCUAGACUUGAGGAAACAACAUCUAUUAAAAUCGUGAGCGUGCCUACAAAAGAUGGUAAAGGCGGCCUAGCUUCCACUAUUUUGGUUCUUAACGAAGAAACCGGAAUAACGGAGGCCAUCAUCAAUGCCGAUGCACUCACAGCAGUAAGAACUGCAGCAGGGUCUGCCCUUGCAACCCGCCACUUGGCUAAAUCAAAUGCCAAAAACUUGGUUGUUUUCGGCGCGGGAGCUCAGGCACGAUCACAUGUAGACAUGAUGAUCGCAGUUCGUCCUACUAUCAAAAAGAUUGCCAUUUGGAAUAGAAGUGUCGAGCGCCGAGAUAAAUUGAUUGAGGAAUUGAAAUUAGCCUAUCCAGAUAGAGAGUUUAUUCCUACAGACCAAGAUUUGCAAAGUCAAGUAGAACAAGCUGAUAUCAUCUGUACCUGUACCAACGCGACAAAGCCAGUUCUCUUUGGAAAAUGGCUAAAGCCCGGUGUUCAUUUAAACUGUGUUGGUUCUUAUACUCCAGACAUGCACGAAAUAGACCCUGAAGCAGUAAAAACGAUCGAACGUAUUGUUGUUGAUUCCGUAGAAGCUUGUUCGCACGAAGCUGGGGAACUGAUUAAAUCAUCUCAACCAGAAGACUGGCUCGAGCUUGGUCAAUUGACCAAAGAAGUAGACGUCAAUGAAAAGAAUAAGAUUACAUUAUUCAAAAGUGUAGGCAUCAGCUUACAAGACAGUGCCAUCGCUGGUUUCAUGGUUAACUUGGCAAAAGAAAAAAAGAUGGGGACAAGAGUUCCUUUUUAA